CCCUUGCUUUGUCUUGCUUGUGCAUCUUUCUGCUCGCUCCUUCUGUCAGCAGAGCAUCUUGUGUUCCUCUGCAGUGACAAACAGAGGCUGGACGUGUGCUGGAGCGGCACAGCGGGUCCAAAGCUGCCCGUCACGCACGGCAGCGGGGAUGGCGUCUGUGUGCGUCGGGCAGCAUCCUGUCCGCAAACUCGGAGGAAGCAGAAGCGCCGCGGUGGAGAGGAGGAACCUGCUGACGGUGUGCAGAUUUUCAGUGAAGACUUUGCUGGAUCGCUCCUGUUUUGAAACAAUAGAUGACUCGUCUCCAGAGUUCAUUAACUUUGUUUCCAUUUUGGAGCACAUCCUCGGUCAUCGAUUUAAAGGUCAGACAACUUGGUUUGGCUACGAGAGUCCUCGAAGUUUCUGGGAUUACAUAAAAGCUGCCUGCAGCAAAGUACCCCAUAACUGCAUUCGAAGCAUAGAGAACAUGGAAAAUGUGCGGCCAUCAAGAGCAAAGGGCAGGGCAUGGAUCAGAGUGGUCCUGAUGGAGAAGCGACUGUCAGAGUACAUCUCUUUUGCCCUAAGAGACCUCAAAGCCACCAGGAGGUUUUAUGAGGAGGGAGCAAUCAUGCUGGGAGAGGAGGCCGGGCUGCUGGCAGACACUCUGAUUGGGCUCAACACCAUUGAUUUCAGCUUCUGUCUGAAAGGGGAGGGGCUGGACGGCUGCUGUCCCGCUGUGAUCGACUACACGCCUUACCUGAAGUUCAGACAGAAGGCCGACAGCAUCAGCAGCGACGAGGAGGAAAUGAGGACUCUGGGUAGCAGCGGCAGUGAAAGCAGCACCCCAGACAAAACGGCAACGGCUGCGUCCAUCUUCACCGAGCAGAGCAACUUGGUCAGCAAGUGCAAGCGCUUUGAGCAGAAGUACCGCAUGGCUCUGGAGCAGAAGGACUACCUGGAAGAGCUGGUCCGUUUACGAGAAGCCCAGCUGUCGGAGGCCGUGUCUCAUAACAAGACACUUCAGCAGGGCCUGGCAGACACACACCUCUCCCACACGCUGGAGAAGGAACAGCUGGAGUACAUCAUACUGGAACUGCAGGACCAGCUGACUGUGCUAAAGAACCACGACUUGAGGUCCAGACAAGAGUUAACUACCCAUUUAACCAAUCAGUGGCCAUCUCCUGAUGCCUUGGAUACCAAUGCCGUUGCCUUGGAUACGCUGCUGUACAGAAGGAGUCCAGGACAGCGGGAAGAGCAUAGCUUCCAGACUCUAGAGCAGCUGUCUGCUGACAUGAGCCUCUCUCAGCCUUCUCUCAGAGCAGCUCACACUCUGACUCUGGAGGCCAGGUCAGCCAGCGCACAGUGGCUGCAUCAAGGUAAGGAGGAAACUCCAUCCCUGAGAGGUCUGUGUGGCUCCCUAACAUCAGUCACCAGCUACAAGUCUUUGGCCAGCUUGAAGUCUAACGAGUGUUUGGCCAGUCCUGCGACAGAGAUCAGCACUCCAGACAUCAGUCCUUCAUAAGGGAUGAAAAUGCUCCAAGCGCAUUCUCAGCAGGGACUUUAUCCAUGUCUGCAAUGCUUGUUUCCCCUUUUCUGUUUUUAACCCUGGAAAAUCCACAGGGUCAAAUUUGGCUCCUGUUUUUUUUCUUUUUAAUUAUUUAUUCGUUUUUUAUAUUUUUUGGCUGUUAUUAAUUGUUGCUACCCAGAAUGAACAAACAGAAAAGUCAAAUUAUAUUUAAAAGCCCAUAGGAACAUUGUUGCCGGGUUCUCCAGGGUGAAGGAUCUAUCCCAGGUUUGGAGGAGAGCUGGAAAUCUAGUGUAGCGUGUGUUUGACCGGAUAAUGUUUUACUGGUGUACAGAUGAGAAAAACAACGGGGAAGAUCUAACUGUAACUUUAACAGCAUGUGUGUAAAUUAGUUGAGUCUGUGUGACGACGUCCCGUCUUAAAUCUGAAGAGAGGAGACUCUCAUGUUUCAUUUGAAUGUUUCAAAUGUUUUAAAAGCCUUAGAUGUUGCCUGCUUCCUGCAGUCACACAGAAAAAUAUUUAUUCUCUUCUGGAUUCAGUUAGGAUGCAAACCUUCAUCAGUUUUAUUUAUCCAGUUUUUGCUUCACGUACUGAAACUCGUUUUUGUUCUCAGGUAAAAUCCUACUUAGUGUUUGUGUUCCCUUUAAAAAAACGUAAAAUGCAGUAUUUCAUUCACAGGUCUUUGCAUCAAAUCUGUUCAAUAACUUAUUCUAAGACUCUGCAAUAAGUUACCUUUUAGAUCAGUUUGUGGUGAAGCACACAGUAGUCUCAAUUUGCACAACAGAUGUUUUCUCUGAUCUUUAUUUUCUUUAAAAGUUUUAUUUAAAAUAAACUUCACUUGGUUUGA
Molecule: messenger RNA, 2348 nt
Organism: Oryzias latipes (Japanese medaka)
Lineage: Eukaryota; Metazoa; Chordata; Actinopteri; Beloniformes; Adrianichthyidae
Gene: rundc3b
Product: RUN domain containing 3b
Source: RefSeq, a predicted model, not a curated record